UUGAAGUGAUCAAAGUUUGAGGUUAUGUUAUUAAUUUCAAAAAGUGGAAAAACGUUUCAAGUUUAUUUAAAAUAUCGUUUCAAUUAGAGAUUUUAGUGUUUUUUUAACGGCGUUUAUAUGUGUAAAAUGGAGUGCAACUCAGAGGCCGAAAAUUCGGACGACGGAUUACAAAUUGUUGAAAGCCCCCGACCGAAAAAGAGGAUGAAGAAAGAACUGAACGAGAAAGAUAAAAAGAUAAUUGAGUGUGUUGAAAAAGAUUUGGAAGAGAAUUUGGAAGAGAAAGCUGCAAAAGCGAAUUUAACAGCAAAUAAUGUUAAAAACAUCAUAAAAGAAGUUGUGACCAAUGAACACGUUCUGGCUUUGGUCAGACAAGUUGAAAAUCUUGAUCAAAAUGAAGAAAUUGUUCCAGUGUAUGAGCCUAAAUUUACCAGGGCUAAAACAAAGCAAUUGUUAUCAACAAAUGCUCCAGCCAUUCCAUGGAACGAACCACCGAAAAAAGUGUCUGCAGUUCAAAAAUUAUUUACUGAAGAUUUACAAGAAGAGUCAUCUGGAGAUGAAUAUGUUCCUGAAACUCCAACUAAAAAUACUUCUUUUGAUAGCCAAUUGGACACAUCUCAAGGGACUGUAAGAGAUGAGGCAGAGGAAGCAAACAUUGCCCGUAGGACAAGGUCAAAGUUAAGUCUCAGUCACACCCCUUUGGAAGUGAUUGAAGAAGCUUUUAUACCUCCUGAUAUCACUACUGACAUGUAUGAUAUGGAUUGUGAUGAUGACGAAUGGAAAGAAUUUUUGAAAACAUUCACAAGACCUUUAGAUGAAGUCACUAAGACUGCUGAAGAUGAAGACCAUGAUCCUGAAUAUAACAUACUUGCAGAUGAAGAAAUUGAUGAAGUGGAUACAGAGGAAUUGCGGGCUGAUCGAGCUGUAACCAUUUCGCGAAAAGAAUUCAACCAACUAAUGACUGAAUUAUUUGAAUUCGCCGACAAUUAUGAAUCGAAUGAAUUAAGUAAAACAAAUUCUGAAGAUGUAACCACAAUUCCUGAGCAGCAGAAAACCAAUUCAGAAUCUGAUUAUGAAAAUGAGGCAGAUAUUUCAAUCAAAAAAAGCCAAAUACCCAUUUUAGCCCAACAGAUGAGACAGCACAUUCAAAUGCUGACACAGAAUUUUUUACUGAGUUACGAACACCCUGAAUUUUCCGACUUGGCAGGAAAAGUCAAAGAAAUGCUUUUUGACUUAAAAGCGGAAACAGACGGCAAAACUGCUUCCAUUUACCACGUAAUUAAUUUAGAACCUGCAUUAAAAUUGAUAGAUGAUUGGGAAAAAUUAUUCGCAAGUAAAAACAAUGAAGUGAAAGAAUGCAAAAAAUAUGUUGACAAAGUUCUUUUUGAAUCAAUAGCAGCUAGAAAAGCUGGGACUGAAUACGUUGUAACAUUUCCACCCUUAUUACUCAAAACUGUCUCAAAUAGUGAAGUUUUUAUUUAUCCUGAUUUACUUCCAAGAAUUCCAUUUAGAUCGUUUCAUGUUACAAAUCGAAGAAAAUAUUAUUUUACUUCUGGAGAGGAAAAUUUGAUUGCCUUAUUUUUGGAGCAGGCAAUUCCGUUCAUGAAACAAGAUCCACAUCAUUUAAAUAAACGCAAGAAAAUUAAUAUGGAUCAUGUUUGUUUCCUCAUAAAUAAAUUCUUAAUGCCUCAUGUGCCCCCACAGAAAAUUCUAAUACACAUUAGGAAGAUAAAGCAAAUGGAUGAUGAAUCAAAUCCAAUCAAGUUUUUCUACACUCACAAAAAGGCACCACCUACUGUACAUUAUGUGGUUCCUGUAGAUGUCAAUAAUUUGUGCCCUCCUUGUAAGAAAAGUCCGGAGUCUCUUCCCCUUUUGUGGCGACAGUACAUCUAUCCAAAUUAUAAGCAAGAAAAACCGAUCGAAUACAAUACUAACGAAAAUAAUAAUCAAAUAAUAGUUGUAAAUCCACCGGUGCAACUGUGUCCUGCAACUACAAAAACGUCCGCGUCGCGUUAUUUAAAUUUUUCAAAGAAAAUAAUUUCGAAGAGAAAAUUACAACCAAACGGGCCGCUUCCUCCUUUAUUGGUACGAAAAACACGACGUAGAGCACCGAAAAAGAGACAGUCUUCAGUGGAAGUAUUAAGUGGUGACAAAACUGUGAUUAAUAAACUAACAAUGCUGCCUGAUAUGCCAAGUUUGGGGGGCACCCCCAUAAAAAACACUCCUGAACCAGAAACGAACUCAAAAGAAAAUAGUACAAACUCUAGUGAAAAAGCUCCAGUUCGACAGAAUUUGUCCUUUGAAAACAUCACCAGUUUUAGUAUAGAAUUUCAGAAACCGGAUUCCACAAGACAUGCUACCAGCUCCGAUACAAAGGAUAAUCCAGAUGAUAUUAAUGAGCUAAUGAUUGCUAGCUCAACUGUUAAAAGUGUGACAAAGAAAGAACCAUCAGGUGCUGAGAAAAAACGGGCGAAAAUGCGACGAGAAUUCAUCGCUAACAUUGUGAUGGCAACACCAGAUAAUCCCGAAACAGAGCUUCAAAAAGAAGAAAGUUUUGCGGAAUCGUUUUUUGAUAAACUCCAUCAAACAUUAAGUUUGGACGAUUUUAAGCAACUUAUUAAUAUUUUGAGUCAUUAUGAUGAAAACAGCGGCCAGUUUGUGGAUCUUUACAAAAAUGUACAAUCAAUUCUUUUUCCUAAAUAUAAAGAGUUGUCAGACGAAUUUCUUCUGUUUCUCACUGAAAUACAAGCUAAGAAGGUGGGCCAGCUUAUGCCUUAUUUUCUAAUGAAAGAUAUGCAUAGAUUUGUGAACAAGUUGCACACUUAUUUCAAAGAUCAACCCUCACAGUUAAAAAAAGUUAUCAAAUGUAUUAGUGACUUGACGGAAAAUUCUGACCUAACAAUGGAAAAUAUUAAGAGCACAGUUUUGCCUUUAUUUAAAGGCAAUGCGGCGUUAACUGAUUGGUUUUUGCAAAUUUUCCCAUAUGAGAGGCCUCCUAAACUUUUAACAGGGAGGCCCCACGAGGUCAUUGAUUGGUCGAAAGAAUUGGCAAGACCCCCAGAUUCUGAGAUUUGUGAAACUGUGGUAUUACCAGACAUGGAUGAUCCUUAUGGAGGAUCUAGUUGUAUUUGUUCUUGUCACAAUGAUGAAAAUCUGCAAUUUAAAACAAGGUCACAACAUUGCAAAAAUUGUGGAUUAAAGUUUAUUCAAGGCAAAAUUUUUAUUAAUACUGGAAAGAGUUUGCGACCUGCUAUAGUUUCAUUUCUCACAAAUCCAGAAAAAGACCACACGAUUCGCUUAAGUGCUACACAAAGGAAACGCUCCGAUUCGAGUCCAACUAAACCAGGUGCAUCACCCAAUAAAGAAAGUCACACUGGGGAGGAACCUCGGCAUAGCCACGAAAGCGGGGAAGAAUGUGACGGAACGAAGAAAAAGAAACAGCGGAAACGGAAAGUAAAUCGGGAAAAGCCGGCCAGUAAAACAAAGAAAGAUCCCAAACCAAAACCGGUAAAAAGUUCGCCGAAACGACAAAACAAAAAACGUAGUGCUCCUAAAAAAAAUCCAGAACAUAAACCGGGAUCGAAAACGGGUCAGGCGAAACGGCCAGCGGAACAAGAAAUUGAGUAUUCCGAACCGGCCGAAUUUGUUGAAUUAAAAGUCAGUUCUGACCAUAGCGGAGAAUCUGCAACCGAGUGUUUUGAGUCGUCUCAAGAUGCCACAAACACCGACAGUGAUGAAGCAGUUGGUUCAACAAAUGUAAGUGGGCCACAAAGCGUCUCCUGGAGUAGAGAAGAAGACAAGAUUAUUUUACAAGCCUUUAGAGAACGUAGUGAUGACGAGGAAAACUUCAAACAUAUUUCCCAAGUGUUGCAAAACCGAUCCGUUGCAGAAAUUAAAAACAGGUUCCAUAAACUGAUGAGUUUGUUACAACAAAUGGCAUCAAAUUCGUAACUAAUCCAGGGUCCCAAGUGGUCACUUGAGGUACUGUCACUUUUUGGUAACAGAUAAUGGAAUCGCCGGGUUGGAACACAACUGUUUUAUCUUGUAGUCGAAGGCCACAUUCUACAU
Messenger RNA from Tribolium madens (black flour beetle), 4065 nucleotides. RefSeq lists its product as uncharacterized. The record is from RefSeq and is a predicted model, not a curated record. Gene Ontology annotation, biological process: regulation of DNA-templated transcription. Bases 118 to 3948 code for a protein of 1276 amino acids. Gene Ontology annotation, cellular component: nucleus. Lineage: Eukaryota; Metazoa; Arthropoda; Insecta; Coleoptera; Tenebrionidae. The transcript is spliced from 15 exons. Gene Ontology annotation, molecular function: transcription coregulator activity.